AUGCCUCGGGGAAAGAAGAGUAAACACCGGGCCCGAGAUAAACGCCAGCAGGCCCGGAAUGAGGCUCGCAGAGUCAGGAGUGCUCAGGCCUCUACAGAGGAGGGAGGAGACUCCAACUCCUCCUGCUCUGGGGUUUCUGGGGUUUCUACCCUGAGCACCCCUGAGUCUGUGCUGUCCCAGGAACCUCAGGGAGCCGCAGCAGCUACUGGCUCUAUCAAGCCAAAAAUCGCAUGGCCAAGUUUUGACACCAGUGCCGAGAGCCGCAGCGAGGAAAGUGCAGGUGCCUCCCAGGCAGAGUCGGUGUCUGAGGGUCCCCGCAGGAGCCCUCUAGACCAGAAGGCGAUGCUGCUGGCUCAGUUCAUGCUGCGCAAGUACAACAUGAAGAAGCCCAUCAUCAAGGAAGACAUGAUGAAGCAUGUCAUCAAGAAGCACAAGCCCUACUUCCAGGAGAUCCUCAAGAGAGCCUCUGAGCUCAUGGUGCUGGCCUUUGGCAUUGAUGUGAAGGAAGCCGACCCCGGCGGGCACAGCUAUGUCCUGGUCAGCAAAUUGCACCACGCCGGGGAUAGCAGGCUGAGCGGGGAGAUCAUGCCCAAGAAGGGCCUCCUGAUGACAAUCCUCUGCGUGAUCUUCAUGAAGGGCAACUGUGCCACCGAGGAAGAGAUCUGGGAUGUCCUCAACGCCAUGGGCAUACAUGCUGGCAAGCAGCACAACCUCCACGGGGAGCCCAUGAAGCUCAUCACGGAAGAUCUGGUGAAAGAAGGUUACCUGGUGUACCGCCAGGUGCCCCACAGCGAUCCUCCAAGCCACGAGUUCCUGUGGGGCCCACAGGCCUGCGCGGAGACCAGCAAGAUGGAAGUGCUGCAGUUCUUAGCCAAGCUUCAUGGUACCCAGCCCAGCGCCUUCCCACUCUGGUACGAAGAGGCCCUGCAGGAUGAGCUGGAGAGAACCCGCCACAGAUUCGCGGCUGUGGUUCGCACCAGCACCUUGGCCACCUUCUGCAGCCCAGACAAGUAUUGA
Pipistrellus nathusii (Nathusius's pipistrelle) is the source of this 1017-nucleotide messenger RNA. NCBI's taxonomy places the organism in Eukaryota, Metazoa, Chordata, Mammalia, Chiroptera, Vespertilionidae. The record is from the annotation of a GenBank genome assembly.